Molecule: messenger RNA, 2192 nt
Organism: Exophiala oligosperma
Lineage: Eukaryota; Fungi; Ascomycota; Eurotiomycetes; Chaetothyriales; Herpotrichiellaceae
Exons: 1
Coding region: 338-1084 (248 amino acids)
Source: RefSeq, a predicted model, not a curated record
UGGAAAAGCCAGCCUCAGCCCGUGCCUUUUUUUCCUGCCUGACAUCAACCAUAACUUACUUCAAGUUCUUUACCUUUGCACGAGGGCUUUGAUGUGUACAAACUGAGCCGGCAUCAACCUUGCACUUUGAUUGUUGUAGGCUUUCCGGGCACCUGAGAUCCCCCGCAUCCGAGCCCUCUGCCGAAGCUCCCAGGCGCCCCCGAAACCCACGACCAGCCACUUCCACCACCAAAGCUUCCGCAGCUGUCUCUCACUCCUCUACCCCUGGGCCCUGCAUCUGCGCCCCCAAACAAAGACUCACUCGAGACACGGCCACCCGCACGUCAAGAUCGGCCAAAUGGCGGCGCAACAGUCGUGGGCAGCAUGGCUGCUCGACUCAUAUGCCUCGUCGGUCUCCCCAGUGACUUCAGACUCUCCCUACCGUCACCACGAAGCGUCCGACUCGAUAUCCGAGUCUCCACACACGACGUCCUCCGGUGACUCGAGUUCGUUGAGCCCCAUGUCCUCGAUCUCGAAUUCCUCUGCCUACGGCCCUUAUGUACGUACUGGCCGCGGGGGAGCCGGCAAUUUCACGUGGGAAACCAACAUCAAGUCUCCCAAGAUAUCAGAGAUCGAUCUUGAAGCUCAGAACAACAAACACUCCUCCCUCGCCGACCGUCGGAAAGCGGCCGCGAAAUUAGAAAAUAUCAAUACCAAACGAGCCGUCCACAAGCACACUCGGCAGUCCUCCGGGGGUUUCUUGUCCGUCGGCCGCGGCGGCGCAGGGAAUUAUGCCUCUAGCAAUGAGAUCGCACCUCCCAAACGAAGUCCCAGCCUCCCCGUGAGCAUGAGCGCAAGUGGAAGCAGGAACCCCAGCCCGACCAGUCAAUUCUUCAUGCCUCCUGGUCGAGGAGGGGCGGGGAAUUAUGCAAAUGCAGCCGACGUGACCGCGCGCAACGAGACCGAGAAAGAGCAGCAAGAGCGACUUGCCGCAGAACAGAGGAGGGAGCAGAUCGUCGAAGAGGUCGAUGGACUACUUCAGCCGCCACCCGGAGCCUGGCUUGGUGGAAGAAGAAAGAGCGAAAUAGCGUUCGAAGCUGUGUGAUCAUGAGUGUGAUUUCGAAGUCAAUCAAUGGUCGAUUGGAACCCAAAGAGGAACCCCAGGAGACGACAUCCAGGCGUCCAGAGAGAAGCAGUCUCGCAUUAACAAACUCGACUCCUAGGAGCAAGGUGCUCCCGACCUUCGGCCUCAUCCGCUGAAAAUGCAAGGCAAGGCUGGAGAUCAACACGAUAGAGCCGCGCGCACGACACGGUACUCCUCCCCCGGGACCAUGGACAAUGCAUUGUCUGGUGCAAGUUAUCAUUUGACGUGGGUUACGAGGGGACCGGUUUUGGCAGGGGAUGUCAUUACGAUACGCGUUCAUGAUCGAUCAUCCUUCGAAUGAAACGCCAUAUGACCUCGAGACUUGCUCAAAAGUGAAGUUCUGCUCUUCAACAACCUCAACACCUCUUGGCGCAGCCGAUGCCCACAUAUAUCACUUCACUCGGCAAUGCUCACUUGAUAUAUUGUGUUUUUCAAAUUUUGUUCAACAAUGGGACUCUAGUCUGAACACCAAAGGCCUUCCUUCAUAGUACCCAGAACCCCUUCUAAAGGUCAUUGGCGCAAUGCUUACCAGCAUGUCGCCUGUGGCCUUUAGCAAUGUUCUGGAGAGAGUCGGGAGUAAUGGGUGGUAGGGUUCGAGUCGCAUCGGUGUUGCCCCUUUAAAAACCAGGUUCCCUGGUUUUCUAUUCCCAUAAUCCCUUCGGGGGUUAUGGGAUGAGUUUUUGCUCACCAAGAGAAAUCUUAGUGAUUCAUUUUUGCUGCUGAUACCAGCCAAUAUUACUGGCACAAAUCUCUACGCUAGUCACCGUUAUCGAGUUGGUCCCUGGAAAUGGAAAUGGAGGCAGUUCCGGUACAAGGUUGGUUUUCCGGCGAAACUUGUCGAUCAGGUUCGGAAAUUGAACAGGAAGUGUUCAACGUCAAUCUGACAUUGGCUGAAAUGUUUCGAUUGUCAGUAGGGUACAGGAAUGAGGCAGUGAUGAGAAAUGUCAUCUAUAUUGUGAGAUGUCUGAUUCCGCGCGAGCAUUUUCAGGCUAUUCGAAGUGCACGGGAAGGCUCUUGGAUUGCACGUUUCAACCAUUGCUAUGCUAGUAAAGAGAUCACCUACCUACGA